CAUGGCUGGUCAGGACAGAUGGCGGAUCCACAGCGAACAUCUGAACCCAUCAACUUUGUGCAUCAGGAUGAAAUCUGGAAAGCACAUGUAAAACUUGAGAAGGCUUCAGCUGAUGCUUGGCCCAGCAAAUGGGGCUUCCUAACAGAGGCCUCCAAGGAGUACAAGAUGGAGAGUGAGAAGCUGAAGAAGGCAGUAAAAGUGGAGCUUCCUCCUCACCUGGCUGCACGACCUCCAACCCCUGCAGAAAAAUGCAUUCAAGUACUAUUAACCAACCUGUUUAACUAUCUAUCUAUCUAUCUAUCUAAUGAACUUUCUCAUAGUCAUCUCAUCUUUCUCCAGGUUGGACCCUCUCCUCCUGUUCCUCAAACAACUCAGGGUUUGAUCGGUUGGCGUUCAGCUCACGCACACCUUCAGCUGGAAAAGCCAAACACAAUGCAACAUGGGAGACGUAGUUUGCUGAGAGAGCUGGGCUGGCCUCUGGAAGCCUGCUGCUGAGUGGAAGUCCUGGUACCCUGCUGACUCACCAGCAGUUCACUGACUCAGUAUUGCACAUGGAUUAAAUUAGAUAGCAGUAUGAAUUACAUGUGUUGUGACUUCUUUGAUUUCUUAAUAAAAUCAACAAAUAUCUCUCAAAACUUUAACUCAAACCAGAUGUUGUAGAUGUGAAGUCACAGGUGAUCCUACUUGUGCUUUUUCUAAUUCUGGCCUCCUAGAAAUAAAUAUUGUGUGGUUUCCUUGUCCUCUAUUACAGCAAUCUGAAUAUUUUUGAGUUGUGUGAGUAAAUAGAAGUUCCAUUUUAUGAAAUAACUGUAAAGUUAAAUUGACUCCUCUGUAAAACAUGUUCAAACCUAAAA
Molecule: messenger RNA, 854 nt
Organism: Acanthochromis polyacanthus (spiny chromis)
Lineage: Eukaryota; Metazoa; Chordata; Actinopteri; Pomacentridae
Source: RefSeq, a predicted model, not a curated record